Penicillium paradoxum is the source of this 1935-nucleotide messenger RNA. RefSeq lists its product as uncharacterized. Gene Ontology annotation, molecular function: protein binding. The transcript has 2 exons. The record is from RefSeq and is a predicted model, not a curated record. The coding region runs from base 1 to 1935 and encodes 644 amino acids. NCBI's taxonomy places the organism in Eukaryota, Fungi, Ascomycota, Eurotiomycetes, Eurotiales, Aspergillaceae.
AUGCCCUCAUUCCCGACUACUCCCUUGGUCCGGCCAAGGGAAGAUGGCUUGCAAAUUAGCUAUCCGCUUCCCCAUCGCAUCCACACAGCCAAAGGCUAUCCACUACGAGCUCCAAAUGGCUCCUCGGUAAUUAUCUACGGCUAUGAUACCGGUUUAAAGGUAGUAUGGAGAGGAGGAAGGCGAUUCGCAGAAUUAAAGUCGAAUGGGCCUCAGGCAAAGCCGAAGCCUGCAGCAAACAAUGCGGAUCCUGAUUCAGUCAUGAUCAUUGACUCUGAUGAGGAGGAUGAACCCGAACCAACACAAGAGGAACCGAUUGUUGAAUUCAGUCUGGAGGAGAGCGAAGUCGAUCCUGCUUCUCCGUACGAGGAGAUUCUGCGUCAGAUUGAUAUUCCCCUUGGAAGCCGAGUGCUGGAUGUAGCGGUGCCUCGUGUUCUCCCCGAAGAAGCUCGCUCGCCUCUGGACCCCUUCCCGCCUAUUUUGAAAAACAACAUUGUUGUGUCAGUAAUUUGUUCCGAUUUGUCCACAAAGAUUGUGACUCUGCCACUUGUUCCUCCUCAUCCUACACAGACAGACUUCAAAAGCUGGCACAUCCAAACCCUCACAAUCAAUGGGGCGACCACCCAUCAAGAUAUUCCACGCGGUAUAUCCAUGACAUUUACCUGUCAGGAAUUUGAGGACGAGCAAGACCAACGAAAAUCGCGGGGCCGUUUUGGAAAUUUUGGUAAAUGGGAUCUGCUCGUGGCCACGCAUUCUGCAGAGGGAUCUGGCGUGCUUUUGCUGCACCGAAUUCCAAUUCGCGAAGAGUCUUCUUCCUGUCUUGUAGAAGAAGAUAUCGUUUCUCAACGACGGCUCUUGCCAGCACCCGCACAGACAAUUGCAUUCAAUCCAUCAGCGUGGCCAUCUGUUCGCCACGCCAGCCUGCUUGUCGCAUUCCACCGUGGAUGUGUGAAGAUUUAUUCCUGCUUUUCUGUGAAGAAGUCUGCGAAGUCUGCGCGACGAGCUUCGAUGCCGCACGAGGACUACGAAACUAUUGACACGGAAGGUCGCUGGCUGAUCAGUCUAUACCCUGGCUUUGAGCAAGGACCCAACGGACUACCUCGACGGAAGACAAUCAUCGACGCCGACUGGGUACUAGGUGGCCGAGCAGUUAUGGUGCUACUUGAAGACGGCGAGUGGGGCGUCUGGGAUAUCGAAGGCGCUGGUCCUGGUGCUGCCAAGGGCCCGUUGCACCGUCAAACGAGCGUUCAAGGUGUCACCGGUGGUUCAUUAACCACAUACGCAGUCUGCGGCCGUAUUAUGACACCGCCUUCCAGUAACAACUCCGAAACAGAGCAGCGAUCCCGAUUUGCGCCCAUGACACCAUCCACAAGACGCGUGCGCGAAGAUGGGUUGCUAAAGGGAUCGAUGGGCACAGCUAGUUCCCACCGCGGGCAAAUCUCUGUCUUGCAGACAAACUCCUCGUCAGACGUAUUACCCGACGAGUCAAUUUUGCUCCGUCACGGUCGCCAGAGCGCGAUUAUCACAAGCUUACUGUCACUGUGGCGCAACGCUACCAAAGCCACAGGCACAUUUGAUUCCUCAAACCGCUGCCGGGUUUCUCCUUUCCAGGACGUGAACUUGAUGGGCCAGAACUUCCAGGCGAUUGGACACCUACCGGCACCUGCACGCCGUUCCCGACAGGCAGAGCGACAAACCUUCGAUGUAUUAGUCGCAGCAGAGCACCAACUCAUGAUUCUCGCCCCAAAGCUGACCGAAUCCGUCGAGGAGAGCCAGCCUGUAGUAAAACAGGAAGAAUCAUCGGAGACUGAUCAGCUGAUGCUUCGACGAGGUGAACUGGAUGUGGAGGGAAUGGGCCGUCUACUGAACGGCAUGGCUAACGCAAACCCGCCUAUGCGUAUGGGCAGCCCCGUGAAGCGGACUCGUGUUUUCGCCUAG